AUGGCGUCAUCGAAGAACAUGGGGUUAGAGAUGGCUUUAUCAACCAACCCUUCAACGAAGAAACCGAGGACUGGUUCUGCAAACAAGGCAAGUACUUCAAAAAACAAGAAGACAGCCACCAAAGACCGCCAUGCAAAGGUUGAUGGUAGGGACAGACGGAUCAGGUUACCAACUGUUUGCGCGGCUAGGAUUUUUCAGCUCACAAGAGAACUUGGGUUGAAGACUGAUGGUGAGACCAUUGCAUGGCUGUUGCGUCAAGCUGAACCAUCGAUUAUCGCUGCUACUGGUACUGGUGUAAGUGAAACAUCAACAACACCUGGUCCAACCAACAACAACAGCACCAACACUGGUUUGGUUCCUUUCUCAACUGGUUCAGAUUCCCCUUUGGCUACCUCGGAUUAUACGCCUUGUUUGACCUUUCUUCAGGAACCUGAUCGUAUGUUGUUGAAGAACAGUGGGGAUGUUUCAAGGGGUGAACCAAGUUUACCACCUUUGGAGUUUGAUUUUGAUUUGGAAUUUUCUGCUCAUGAGAUGGCUAUGUUUCAAUCGGUGGCAGCAGCUGCAAAUCAUGAUAAAGAAGGGAAAUUUUGA
Messenger RNA from Gossypium arboreum, 591 nucleotides. RefSeq names its product transcription factor PCF1-like. Gene Ontology annotation, molecular function: DNA-binding transcription factor activity; sequence-specific DNA binding. Bases 1 to 591 code for a protein of 196 amino acids. The record is from RefSeq and is a predicted model, not a curated record. NCBI's taxonomy places the organism in Eukaryota, Viridiplantae, Streptophyta, Magnoliopsida, Malvales, Malvaceae. The transcript has a single exon. Gene Ontology annotation, cellular component: nucleus.